AAUCAAUCAUCGCCCUCAAACCCAAUUGGCCUUUUCAUAGGUUAUUAUUUAAGAUCGUAAUGAAUGACACAGGAAUUCCUAAACAUGCGAGGAUUCUUUAAAGCAAGCGCAUCCCCAAUUUAGUAGGCUAAUCCUUUCGGGACGCGGUAAAAUAACGUGUCUUCCAUUUAAGUAAACUUUAUUUGAUGCUCCCGUUAACGUUCCCUCGCGGAGUUGAUGGCGUUCUCUGCCUGCUCUAUAUUGGGGAUCUGUCUGGCGAGACGUAGAGGCAUGGCCUACUUUUUGCGCACGUAUGGAAACGAGGCGGGUGGCUCUUUUCGCUGUUGCUGUGCCAGCCUAUGCGCAAAUACAUCUCGACGCUGGAUAGGUCUCCUGGCAUUGAGGCUGCGCCUGUGAUGAUCAUGCGAUUGAGUGACGACGGGGAGUCAUGUCUAGUCUAUGCAUGAUCAGUGGCUCUGCGCUCCGUAUCCCGCUGGAAAAAGAGUUCGCGCUCGAUGGCUCUGCGAUCGACUUCGCGCCUAUGCCCACAAUGAAUGGCUGUUUCCAGCGCGAGACAGACGAGGCGAGAGAGUGAAGGAGAGCGAGCGCGUCGGACUCCAUUGAAACACUUUGAAACGGCCUCCAGCUAAGGGAUUUCUCUGGUGGUGCUGGCCAUAGCGCCAUGGCUCAGACCCUUCAGAUGGCGAUCCCAAACUUCGGCAACAAUGUCCUGGAGUGUUUGAACGAGCAGCGGCUGCAGGGCCUGUACUGCGACGUGUCCGUGGUGGUAAAAGGCCACACCUUUAAAGCCCACCGCGCCGUGCUGGCGGCCAGCAGCUCCUACUUCCGUGACCUUUUCAACAGCAGUGCGGGCAGCAAAACCCCUACGGUGGUGGAGUUGCCCCCGGCUGUACAGCCGCAGAGCUUUCAGCAGAUCCUGGCCUUCUGCUACACCGGACGCCUCAGCAUGAACGUCGGAGACCAAUUUCUGCUAAUGUACACGGCUGGUUUCCUCCAGAUCCAGCAGAUCAUGGAGAAGGGCACCGAGUUCUUCUUGAAGGUCAGCUCACCCAGCUGUGACUCACAGGGCCUCCAUACUGAAGAAACCCCCCCUUCAGAGCCUCAGAGCCCAGUUACCCAGACUGCUGCAGGGGCUGCAGCAAAUGGUGGCGGUGGGGUGGUGGCUACGGCGGCCAGUCGGCCAGCUUCCUGCUUGACCCCAUUGCCUCUAGUGUCUCGAGUGAAGACGGAGCAACCGGAGACUUCACCCUAUUCAGUGGUGUGCACACCGGUGGCCAAGCGGCUCUGGGAAGGAAGCAAUCGGGAAGGCAGUGGAGGCUUAGGAGCAGCCGGAGGAGGAGGAAUGAGGAAGGCGGCUCGUUUUUCCCAAGAGAUGGCACGCGGAAGUGCCAUUCAGCAGCAAGGUAGCAUGGGACUUGGUAUGGGUCUUGGAAUGGGUACAGGAGGCCACGGUGCAGGCAGUGGCAGCACCAAUGGUAACGGAACAAGCAGUGCCACCCCUGAAGGCACCAGCCCCGGUACUUUGAGUGCCUAUGCCAGUGAUUCGCCCAUAUCUUACCAUGAUGACGAGGAAGAAGAGGAAGCAGUGGAUGAUGGCACUGAAGAGCAGUACAGGCAGAUCUGCAACAUGUACACCAUGUACAGCAUGCUCAACGUGGGCGCUACAGGAGAGCGUGUGGAGGCCCUCCCAGACCACUCGGAGACACGGCCCAGGAUGCGUGGCCGUCAGGAUCUUGCCUCUCUCCCUGCCGAGCUCAUCGCUCAGAUUGGCAACCGCUGUCAUCCCAAACUUUACGAGGAAGGUGACCCUGCAGAGAAACUGGAGCUCGUUUCAGGCACCAGUGUUUACAUCUCUCGAGCUCAGCUGAUGAACUGUCACGUCAGUGCUGGGACUAGACACAAAGUCCUUCUGAGGAGGCUGCUGGCUGCUUUCUUCGACAGGAGCACUCUGGCCAACAGUUGUGGAACCGGCAUCCGUUCCUCCACCAAUGACCCCAGCCGUAAGCCGCUGGACAGCCGAGUGUUGCAUGCAGUCAAGUUUUACUGCCAGAACUUCGCCACCAGCUUUAAGGAGAGCGAGAUGAACGCCAUUGCGGCGGACAUGUGCACUAAUGCUCGGCGCGUGGUGAGGAAGAGCUGGAUCCCCAAGCUGAAGCUACUGAUGGCGGAGGGAGAUGCCUACGCCAGUUUCCUCCCCGACAGCAACAAGAUGGAAGCGGACGGCCUCAGCGGCGAGCCAACCUUUGAGACUGCAAGCCUUGAGGGCGGCGCUUCCGUGGAGACCGGAGGAUCCUCGGGCGAGUCUCUGCAAGGUGUGGGUGGAGACAACGGCACUUUGUUUCAGUGAGCGACCCGGCGAGGAAAACCCUGCCCCAUCCCCUCUGCCGCCCCACCUCCUGCCCGCCUCCCACCCCGCUGCGUGACUCUUGGGCUCUGCUGCUUCUGCCUGGGAUGGGAAAGGGAGAGUCGGGUAGGAGAUUGGAGAAGAAAGCACGGUCUAGUGUUGGGAGGAACAUGGGGGUUUAUAUCGGGGCGCCAUUUUCUUUUCAAUCAUUUUUGUUUUUGCUGAAUAACCCUCUUUUGCACAGAAGAUCCCCUUUGCCUCCAUGCUCGGCAAGUAAAUCUAGUCACCGAUGCUAUAGGAAUGCAUAAUUAGGACCAGGAAAAUUAUAGCGACGGGAGGCGUGAGGUUCCCUGAUCUCACUCUACUGAAUUUGAAUGUAUUAGUUUGUAGCACCUGGCUAUGUCAGACUAGCCGAUUGUAUUUGGCCCUGGAGAGAGACAGGAAAAAUGCUUGUCAUAAGAUCUAAAGGAACAGCAGAUGGAGAAAGUAGUGAGGGAGGAGAGGAGAAAGAGAAGUAGGUGGCAUAUUCUGUCUCUCGUACUGUCUAAAAUGGAAAAUAUCUGAUAUCCUCCUCUCCUUCCAUUCCUCCCAAAAUAUAUGUGGGAUCUUAGUCUGCCACGUUCUUUGUUUUUUAUGUCACCGUUUUCUCCUUCCCCCUUAUACUUGUUCCACUGUGUGUGAUUUUUAUAUGAAUCCAGAGUUGAUGAAAGAUGAUUAAGGACUGUAAAGGAUAAAAAUAUAUUUAUCUGCUCGCACCUUUAGAGUUCGAGAAAGAAAGAAAGAGAGAGAGAGAGAGAGAGAGAAGGGGAUUGUUUUAAAAUCUCUACUUUUUUUUUUUUUACUUAAAUGUUUUUCGAGACACCUUGUUAUUGGGCUUUAAAUGGAAGUAGUGAGAAAACGGGGACUAUUUUUGCAUAAGGAUGAUCUUGCAUUUCAAAGACUGGUGCUUGGCUUGUAUUUGGAACACGAUUGUGUCCGUAGCUGAAUUCGAUUGACCUAUAGACCAGUGAUGUACCAUUUGCAGCUCUCAUUAUUUAAAGUGACAGUUUAUUUGAAAAUGAAGAUUUGAUCAUUUACCCGCCCUCAUGUUGAUUCAAACUCUUGAAUAUGACCCGUUUUGGACUCCCUUGACUCUCGUUGUAUGCAUAAAUCUGAUCAAAACAUUCAAAAAGUCGUUCCACUGAAGAACUAGCCAAAGCGUUUUGGAGUGGCAUGAGGGUGAGUGAAUGAUAACAGACUUGACUAAACUAUCAUUUUAAGAAUUGUGUAGGACAUCAAAACGUAGUGUUUUUAGCUGUAAACCUUUUUAGCUUUCUUCCCCCUCCUCGUUAUCGCACACAAACACGCUUUUACAGCCCAGGGGGAAGGGAGAUUGUGCUUCUAAUUGUUAGUCACUUUACUGUCUUAAGGUUUGGGCCUGACUUUGUGUGUGUUUGGGAGCGGAGGAGGGUUUACAUUGCCUGUGUCCCAGGAGAGGAGGAGCAGAAUGAUUAAGUCUCUCAAUGUUGCCCAUGUCCCUGUUUGGGCAGCUGCGUGUGUGUAUGUCUGUGCUCGCUUAGGCAAGCAUGUCUGUGUCCGCACAAGUCACCAUCUGUAUACAUUCCUCGCACAUAGUUGGCACUGUGUGUUUGCAUGUGGGUGAUGUGUUGAUUCGAGGAUUUAGGGUGUGUUUAUGUCUCAUAUGGAUGCUUUUAAGGAAAUUCGGCUGUCUGAAGGCUUGCUGUAACCCAUAAACUUUUUGCAUAUCCCAGAUUUCCAUUGAGAUUUGAAUGGGAUUGCAUGUUGAUGUCUUAAUGUGCACCCAGGCAUAGGUUUUAAAUGCACAUGCCUCGCUAAAACAGAAACACGAUACUUUAGGCUAUUUUAAUAUUUCAUGCCCGAGUUAUUAGGCCAUGUGUGUUUGUGUAAGCCCUGUUUUUUUGUGCUACUGACCUCCUGGGACACAUACAGUAGCCGCCCCCUAUUCUGACAGAGGAAACGGACCUCUUUGCACCUUUUCGUAGACUGAACUAGAGCUUUUUGCACCUUUUUUGUAGAGGAGAGUGGUGGAAUGUGCACCUUUUUUGUAGAGCGUAAUUGAUGGUUUUCGGACUAAACUUCGUGGAUGUGGAUGUGUCGGUAUCUGGCCCGGAACAGGAUGCACCCCUGUGUCUGUGGUCAUCUGUGCUGAAUACUGAUGUAAAUAUCGAAGAGACUGUUGAACAGAUUUUGACCACGUUUUUUAACGGGUCGUUCAUCUUUUUAAUUGAUGGCUUACAUUAGGUCUUUCACCCCUCUUGUUUUUAGCUCAUGUUUUUUUUUCUCUCUUUUAUUUGCAUAACCAAGUCUGGCUUAUCUGCUGUUUGUAUAUCUGGAAAUUGUAGUUCUGUUUUGUUUUCAGGCUCAAGAGUCGUAGCAAAUAAAGUGAACUCCUGGCAAGUUUACUUCUUAAAUGCAGUCUGGUUCAGGUCUGACCGGUGACCUCAUUUGUUUGUUUGUUUUCCUUCAAUUUUCUUUUGGACCAGAAGACAAUAUUGCCUCUUGUGUAGAAAUGUAUAACAUUCGCCAAGCCUGCAAAAUCAACAUCUGGGAAACGUGCAUGUCUCCAUUUCCUUCUGUUUUUUUUUUAUAUUCUUUUAGCAGACCACGUGUACUGUAUUUACUUUUCAACUACUACUAAUUCAUUCAAGGUGAAAGAGUUGACUUGCCAAGUUUUUUAAGGAUACAAUAUAGAGUUGUUUGACUGAUGAUAGAGUACUGAGUAUUUUUUCAUUUCUUUUUAUCGACUAAAGUGCUGGGAAAGUGGGGGGGCCAUGGUGAGGGAUGUACUGGUGCUAUGUGUGCUAUUCUUUAGAUGUUAAAGGCCUGCUGGGUCACUGGUGCCUUGAGGAGGACUGCGGGAGACGGACUGCAUGUGUAUAUCUGGGUGGGGUGUGGAGCAACGGCAGCGCUCCUCUCUCUCCUCUCGCGGGCUAUGACUGUGCCAGUGUUUAUGCGUCCUCCAUUUUGAUGGCACAGAUCACAUAUGCUGCAUGCGUCGCUGGAGAGGAACUGCUGUGUCCAUACGCCACCUGCUGUCUGUAUGUUGUUACUGCGGUUUAGAUUUAACUACUUACAGUCAACACCAGGGGGUGUCAUAACUGAGAACGAUCACUAUUGUUGGCCACAAAUAAGGCCUUUCUAGUACUGGGAGGUAAAAGGUGAUGUGUGUAAUUAUUAUUUUCAAUGUAAAAAUAAUAGAAGUAAGCCAUUUGUAGGUUGAUAUUUUUCCCCCUCCCAAAAAGUAUAACACUGUGGCUCUGUGGCACUGUCAGAAUGCUGCUCUGUUUGUUUGAGCAUCACAACCAGCCUGAAGGAGCAUCAACCCAUGGCAUUCAAGAUCAAUAUUUUUGCGAUUCCGUUUCAAAUUACACACUUCACCUUUUAAGAUUGUUUAUAUUUUUUAUUUUAAGUUAGUAAAACUUAAGUCUCGCCUGGUAUGAAAGGUUUUUAUUAAAGAGAAGUAUAUAGUGGGAACGAAGGGACCAGUGUUGAUUAUUAAAAAAGAAAAAGAAAAAAAAGUUGGCCCGAGUGUCCAUAUCACGCUGCCUAUCUGUCAGCUCUCUGUGCCCGAGCAAAGCACCUUUUUCUGGGGUUUGCGUUCAUAGACGUGCUUCUCAGAACCUUGCAAUUCAGUCUGACUGUGUCGCGGAGCUCAGAGAGCAGAUAGAUGGAAGACGCCUGUGUGGUUGGAGAAAGAGCGUGAGAGUUGAACUGCCCAUAAGUCUUGUCAUUCUUCCUUGUAACACAGUUUGUUGGGGUACUUGUGCAUUGUAGAUCAUUGUGAAUUUGUAACCUGGUGGAUUGCUGACAGCAUGCGAGAGCGAGAGAGCUUGAAGCGAUGUAUUAAAAAUUGAACUCUUUUAUAAAUGCCGACUGUCUCUCCUCUCUGCAAAGGCAGAAACCGGGCACAUUUUGCAGGUUUCCCUUCAGCUUGCAGUUUUCGCUACUUUUUUGUCAACCUAAGUCAGCAGAAUGCAGCACUGCUAUCCCAUUAAAUAACAGACAUACAACAUGAAGAUACUCUCACCUCUUUCUCUGCGUGUUGCAUUCUCUUCCAGCACACCCCAACACUCUGCUUUCAGUCUUUCCCCUGAAAUGAGAUGAUGAUGAUGAUCAUGAAUAUAACCCAACUUUGCAAAUGUUUUGGUAAAGUAACGUCUGAUAGCCGGACAACCGGGUUGUCCAUACAUGGUAUCAUGAAUUACGAAGAAAUACAGACAGGAUGGGGGAUGACAUCAGUUUGCUUAAACACUCAAAACAACAAACUGGUUGUGAACCUUUUUUACGAUGCAGUGUCUCACUUUCUAUGACUACAUCCCUAUACAAAUCUAUAUACUGUAUAUUACAUAGAAGCACUAAUGAAGUUUGAUUGUUAGUCGUGCACUCUAAGCAUGAGUUGUAACCCAUACCCAGCUGUGCUCAUGCAGUGACCCUGUAACGCCAGUGCUCAUCCACUCCAUUCUGUCGGUGUUCAAAGUGCCAAUAACUUUGUGAAUCCCUAACUGUGACCCAAUAUUAUCAAAAGUAAUUGCACAUUAACUACUGUAAAAAAUGAGUAAGAGAAAAGUCAAAGGAUACAGCUGAAUAUCUUAAUAAAAGUUUGUAACAAAG
This is a messenger RNA of Danio aesculapii, 6976 nucleotides long. It is a transcript of the gene nacc1a, whose product is annotated as nucleus accumbens-associated protein 1. Gene Ontology annotation, molecular function: protein binding; DNA-binding transcription factor activity, RNA polymerase II-specific; RNA polymerase II cis-regulatory region sequence-specific DNA binding. Gene Ontology annotation, biological process: regulation of transcription by RNA polymerase II. Lineage: Eukaryota; Metazoa; Chordata; Actinopteri; Cypriniformes; Danionidae. The transcript is spliced from 6 exons. The record is from RefSeq and is a predicted model, not a curated record. The coding region runs from base 662 to 2347 and encodes 561 amino acids.